AUGGUCGGCCAGCCCAGCCCGGCAGAUGUCAAUACCGUUGCUGCCUUCGUCAGCGCCGAGGACGUGCCCGACCUCGUCCACGCCGAUCCGGUCGACUGCCUGGUCUUGUGCGUGUCGGCCGUGCUGCACAGCGCCGACGUCGUCUUCUCAGCGCUUGAAGCGCGUCCGCGCCUGACCAAGACGCUGGUCAUCUGCGGAGGCAUUGGUCACUCGACGCCAUUCCUCUACGACGCAAUUUCACGCCACCCUAAUUAUCAGGAGCUUUACCCGGCGAUUCGCGGCCUGCCGGAGUCGCGCGUGCUGGCCCAAGUCUUCGACCGCUUUUACGACUCAGACGCCAUUCGCCGAGCGGGCGUAACGGUGCUCGUCGAGGACCGCUCCACCAACUGCGGAGCCAAUGCCCUCGAGUUGCGCGCGCUGCUGCAACGACACCGCAUUGCGACACCACGCACGCUCCUCGUCGUCCAGGAUCCCACCAUGGCCCGUCGCACCGUGGCCUCGUUCGACAAGGCCUUCGACGACGCCGACGUCAGGCCCCGCGUGCUGAGCUGCCCGACCUUUGUGCCGCACGUCGAACGCGUGGGAUCCGACCUGGUCUACCGCACGCCGGCAGUUGAGCGGACGGGCCUCUGGGAGCUCCCUCGCUUCCUCGACCUGCUCCUAGGCGAGAUUCCUCGGCUGCGCGACGACGCCAACGGCUACGGCCCGCGCGGCAAAGGCUUCAUCGUCCACGUCGACGUGCCCGACGCGGUCGAGCAGGCGUGGGCGCGCGUUUGCGAGACGGUUGAGCGCGGUAGGUAG
This is a messenger RNA of Diplodia corticola, 801 nucleotides long. RefSeq lists its product as uncharacterized. Gene Ontology annotation, cellular component: plasma membrane. The transcript has a single exon. The record is from RefSeq and is a predicted model, not a curated record. NCBI's taxonomy places the organism in Eukaryota, Fungi, Ascomycota, Dothideomycetes, Botryosphaeriales, Botryosphaeriaceae. The coding region runs from base 1 to 801 and encodes 266 amino acids.